AAUGCCCGAUGCGUUUGAAUCGGGGUGUGUCGGGAGAGGACGGGCAGGAUGGUGUGGAGUGUGGCCCCAGAGUGACGCUGUGUCUGUGGAGCUCUGCCCUCCUGAUGCGCGGGACUGAGCCCUCCCGCCGCUCUGAGCCCACGGGGCUCACAGGACCAGCCGGCUGCCGCCUCCCUCGGGGUCCGCGCGGGCUCCAAACCGCCCGGGUUUCAGGUGUGAGGAGCCCUGAGACGGAGCCUGGUCCACGACCCCUCUGCCCUCCUUCCACAUGGUUGUCGACCCGUCCUCGCCACAGGCUGAACGGGCCUCCUCUCCUCCUGACCCCUGCAGGCCCUGAGCUCUGGGGCGCCCCGAGGACCGGCUGCGGGGCCCCUCCCCGGGCCGUGGCCAGUGGUGAGGGGGCCGUGGCUGGGAGCAGCAGGAGCAGCCUCAGGCCCCGGCGUGGUGUCUGUGACGGAGCCGGCUCAGAGCAGCAGGACCUAGUGAGUCACGAGCAACACUCUAAAGGCUCCUAGAGAUUUGGGGGACCAGGGGUCCGAUGGGGAGCGGGUCCUGAUGUCACACAGGUGGGCUAGGGAGCCGGCAGAACGAAACCAGACAGGCCCAAGCACAAAGGGGAAAGUCAUGGCAACCUCGGGAUGGGGCAGCUUCAGGCACAGCUUGAUCCAGUAGCUCAAGGCCUGGCGGCAGGGCCUGACCUCUCAGGAUUCCUGUGCCCACAUCCCCCCCCCCCGCCCAGGCCAGCAUCUCCUCUGUGUGACCUCCACUGAAACGCAUUCUGUCCUCUCAGCAGAUCCAGCCGCCUGCCACCCCCGAAUUCAUCCCCCUGGCCAUGGGAUGGAAUGUUCCGGGGGGGAAAGGGCCGGAGUGACAUGCCCUCACCUGGGGCUGGGGGCAGAGUCGGCCCCGCCAGACCACAGGGCCAGAGUAGGGGCGAGGGCCCCCAGGUAAACCAGCUGCUGUUCCCUGAAGAGGAAGGACCCGCCUCGCUUGGCUGCCCUCCAGGACCCCCGUGGAGCCGUCACACCGGGUGUCCACAUUCCUCUUGGGGACACGGGGCUGCCACCCCCCAGGCCCAGGACGCCCGCAAGCUUUCCCUCCUUGGGAGCCCGCAGGUUCCAAGUGGACCUGAUUCCAGGAGAAGGGUGCAAGGACCCCUGCCCCGGGAGGAGGGCUGAGCUCACCUCACGCACCCGCAAGGUCGCCGUCCCGCCACGUCCUGGGCUGCCCGUCCCUUCUGUCCAGGUCACCCUGGGCUGGCCUCUGAGUGACUGCUGAGCUCACCAGGAGCAGCAGGACAGGCACAGCCCAAGGACGCUUGCUAAUGAGCGAGACUGGUGGUGAUUAGGGGCUGACAGGCAAAUGCUGAGGCUCUCCAAGGUGGGGGAGGAAGCAGGCG
Herpailurus yagouaroundi (jaguarundi) is the source of this 1399-nucleotide messenger RNA. Its product is annotated as collectin-12-like. The record is from RefSeq and is a predicted model, not a curated record. The transcript has 3 exons. Lineage: Eukaryota; Metazoa; Chordata; Mammalia; Carnivora; Felidae. The coding region runs from base 9 to 515 and encodes 168 amino acids.